AUGGGUCGAGCUGGAAUCCAUGUUGAGCACGCCAUUGGAAAUGCAGACUACAAGAUUUGUCAGAGGGCUUGUGCGUAUGCCUUAGGAAGUCCAGUAGCUGUCGUUGCAGAAGACUCUGAUGUUUUCCAGUUGCUAGUUCACCACACAGAUCCUGCUGCUAGUGAUGUAUACAUGGUCGCUGCAAAACGAACUGUCCGCGCUAGCACCAUCAAUCGCAGAGUGGAUGUUAAGCUGUCAGAGUCUCUUCUUUUUCUGCAUGCUGUUAGCGGCUGUGAUACGACCUCAAGGCCACAUGGAAUCGGGAAAGUGGGGGUUCUGAAGAAAUAUGCUGCCCUGGCAGAAAGUGCUGCAAUGUUUAUGGCAAGCGAGUCUUCAAAAGUGGCCCUAGAAACAGCUGGCGAAAGGGCCGUACUCAUCAUGUAUGGAAGCCAA
Paramuricea clavata is the source of this 432-nucleotide messenger RNA. The record is from the annotation of a GenBank genome assembly. NCBI's taxonomy places the organism in Eukaryota, Metazoa, Cnidaria, Anthozoa, Malacalcyonacea, Plexauridae.